AUGGACUUUCUCAAGCCUGCGGAAGUGACCCCGAUCGCAACGUACCAUGUGAUGAACGCCGAUAGCUCAGUAGCAGAUCCUAGUCGAGGACAGCCUGAAGUCACCGACGAGCAGGUUCUUGAAUGGUACAAGAACAUGGUAACUGUGAAUAUUAUGGACAACAUCAUGUUCGAAGCCCAAAGACACGGCCGUCUCAGUUUCUACAUGGUCUCCGCUGGAGAAGAAGCCGUCAUGAUUGGCUCUGCAGCCGCAUUAGGCCCUAAAGAUGUGAUAACUUGCCAAUAUCGAGAGACCGGAGUCUUCCUGCAGCGUGGCUUCGAGCUGAAGGAUUUCAUGAGCCAAUUGACUGCUAACCACAAUGACCCUGGGAAGGGACGAAACAUGCCGGUGCAUUACAGUGGCAAGAACAAGGUCAACAUCCAUGCCGUUGCCUCUACCCUAGCUACACAGAUCCCUCAUGCGACCGGUGCUGCAUAUGCGCUAAAGAUGGACGCCCUAGAAAACCCUAACCAGCCUGGUAACAUAGCGGUGGCCUACUUCGGCGAGGGGGCCGCAAGUGAGGGAGACUUCCACGCAGCACUUAAUGUAGCUGCAGUGAGGGGGUGCCCUGUCAUUUUUGUUUGCCGCAAUAAUGGCUUCGCCAUUUCAACACCCACUACCGAACAGUAUAUCGGGGAUGGGAUUGCUGUUCGUGGCAUGAGCUACGGUAUUGAGUCUAUUCGAGUCGACGGAACCGAUAUCUUCGCUGUCUACGAAGCAACGAAAGAGGCUCGACGAAAGGCUCUGGAGGGUGGAGGGCGGCCUAUUCUCCUUGAACUCAUGAGCUACCGCGUCUCUCACCACAGCACUAGCGACGACAGCUUCGCGUACCGUAAUCGAAAUGAUGUUGAGGCUUGGAAGGCUCGCAACGAUCCACUUUCCCGGCUGAGGCUGUGGAUGGAGAAGAAGGAUCUCUGGGACGCCAAGAAAGAAAAGGAAUUUCGAACGAAAACCAGAGCUGCUAUUCUUCGGGAACUGGUUGCUGCCGAAAAAGAGAAAAAGCCGGCGCUUCGGGGCAUCUUUGAUGAUGUUUAUGCUGAGCUGACAGAGGAGGCAAAGGAACAGAAGGAGGAGCUACGGAGGCUGAUGAUGAAAUAUCCUGAAGAGUACGAUAUAAAUGACCAUGAAGAGGGAAUUCAAGGUCUUUAA
This is a messenger RNA of Penicillium odoratum, 1188 nucleotides long. RefSeq names its product thiamine pyrophosphate-dependent dehydrogenase E1 component subunit alpha. Bases 1 to 1188 code for a protein of 395 amino acids. NCBI's taxonomy places the organism in Eukaryota, Fungi, Ascomycota, Eurotiomycetes, Eurotiales, Aspergillaceae. Gene Ontology annotation, molecular function: oxidoreductase activity, acting on the aldehyde or oxo group of donors, disulfide as acceptor. The transcript is spliced from 4 exons. The record is from RefSeq and is a predicted model, not a curated record. Gene Ontology annotation, biological process: branched-chain amino acid catabolic process.